Nymphaea colorata (pocket water lily) is the source of this 1141-nucleotide messenger RNA. RefSeq names its product glycine-rich cell wall structural protein-like. The record is from RefSeq and is a predicted model, not a curated record. The transcript has 2 exons. The coding region runs from base 47 to 925 and encodes 292 amino acids. NCBI's taxonomy places the organism in Eukaryota, Viridiplantae, Streptophyta, Magnoliopsida, Nymphaeales, Nymphaeaceae.
GAGAAGGCGAGCAUUGUGAGUGAAGUGCUUCUGUGAGUGGAGAAAGAUGGGGAGAGUUUCCAAGGGUUUUGGGCUUCUGGGUCUUGUGUUUUUGGCAGUCAUUGCCGAGGGGAGGUUCCUUGAGAAGGAUAACUUCCUCGGAGGUGGCGGUCUUGGUGGUGGUGGUGGGUUUGGCGGAGGAGCUGGUGGCGGCUUGGGAGGUGGUUUAGGUGGUGGAGCUGGUGGUGGUUUAGGUGGUGGUGCAGGUGGUGGUCUAGGAGGUGGAGCUGGUGGUGGUUUAGGUGGCGGUGCCGGUGGUGGUUUAGGUGGCGGUGCUGGUGGUGGUCUAGGAGGUGGCGCUGGUGGCGGUCUUGGAGGUGGCGCUGGUGGUGGUUUAGGUGGGGGUGCAGGUGGCGGUCUAGGUGGUGGUGCUGGUGGUGGUCUUGGAGGAGGAGCUGGUGGUGGGCUUGGAGGAGGAGCUGGUGGUGGUCUUGGCGGUGGUGCCGGUGGUGGCCUUGGUGGCGGUGCUGGUGGCGGUCUAGGAGGAGGCGCUGGUGGUGGCCUUGGAGGAGGAGCUGGUGGUGGUCUUGGCGGUGGUGCUGGAGGUGGCCUUGGUGGCGGUCUAGGAGGAGGCGCUGGUGGUGGUUUAGGUGGCGGUGCUGGUGGUGGGCUCGGUGGAGGAGCUGGUGGUGGAGCCGGUGGUGGAUUCGGAGGUGGUGCAGGUGGAGGUUUAGGAGGAGGGUUUGGAGCUGGAAAAGGAGUUGGAUUUGGUGGAGGAGCUGGAGGUGGAGGUGGUGCUGGUGGUGGUGGAGGAUUUGGAGGAGGAGCUGGUGGAGGUUUUGGAGGUGGUGCCGGUGGUGGAUUCGGUGGUGGCGCCGGUGGUGGCUUUGGAGGUGGAGCUGGCGGUGGUGGAGGCUUUGGAGGAGGAGCUGGAGGUGGCUUUUGAAUUUCCGGACGCAGAAUGAUGCUUAAUUAUAUUUCAUAUAACAGCCAGAGUAUGCCUUGUAAUGGUUCAUAAUGCUAUUGUUUGCAGUGUUCAAAUAAGUGCCAAAGGCCAAGUCCCCUUAGUUGAAGAGUUAUUUGAUAUAGCAAACUACCUAUCGAUGUCAAAUGCCGAGUCUAUUCAGUCCCUCUUGAAUUGUAAAACUACGUAUUCCUAUCU